AUGAGAUCUGACGUCGAGGCUGCAGAAUCGUAUCUUGCCUCGUUGGCAAACCCUGCUAUCAAGUGGAAGCCUGGAAAGGGAAGCCCUCUUUCUGCAGCGGCGCGCUUCCGUAGCAGCAAUGUGCAUGCAGUCGAGUUGCACUGGAAUAUAGUAAAACGAUGCCGCCACCUGGUGUCUGUCAACCAGCAGCUCCCAAAGGCUGCAGGCCAGGCUGUGUCCACGGCCAAAACUAGCCGCACAUCCGGCAAGGCGGAGACUGUCAAGGGGUUGAUAUGCGUCCAUGCCGUUGUGGAUGGAGGCGCAGAAUGGAUCCGUAUCAUUACCAAGGACCAGAAACGGCUGUUGAUCGAGAUGGCUGAGGGUGGCUGGGAUUGGGGUUCCGAUGGAGAAGCGAACGACAAUGACGACGACAAUGACAGCGCACUGUAUGAGGAUGUCGCAACCCUUCGACAAACCAAGGAGAUAAUCGACGUGGCCCGCAGUAAAUGGCACAACUACCGGCAUCCAAGGAUACGAAUCAUCCUGACGAGGGUAAAAGAAGGCCAGAAUGAGGAGAUCGAUAGGCUCAUCGGGAAAUUGCGUGGUAUUGGUGGCAGCGAUAUCAACGUCAAAGUCUAUUGCGCAGAGUCCAAUUGGGUCACCAACAAGCCUCCCGUACCUGUCGACACGGCGAUUUCCAACCUUUUGCCUCAGGAGGAAGAUGUGGGUGAGACCAUUCUGCUUGACACAAGUGUUCUGAUCGCUUUGGUGUCGGACAUUUGUCACACAAAGGUUGCCAAAAUGCCCUGGAUGGAGCGAGAUCUGCAAACCCAUAUCGAAGACGAAAACAAGGGGAAUAAUUUCAUCCCGUCUCUUGCCGCCUCACGGCUGCGGGGAAAGAAGCUCAUCUGCACAAAACAAGCCAUCGCCCAUUUCACCGACAUCACUAGGACGAUAGGGAGUCCGACAGAGGUGGAAAGGGCCCGAGUGCUUCUCGAGGGCGUGUCGGCUAAUCUCCAGAAGCUCUCCAUCCACCACAUCUCCGACGACCUGAUGUUACCUCUGCAUGUGCUUCCUGGCGAGGAGACGGCAUUGUGUGCCGAAUCGCUCGUCCGCGAUGGUGUCCUUCCCGAGGUAGCCUUGGAGGUGGACAAGCAUCUCGAGAGUGUCGCCGGCAACAGAGCCACGCACCUGUACGGUUGGGCUUCGGGCCUGACGGUCGUCACGAGCAAUAGAGCUCUCACGAGCAAGAUCGUGCGGACCGUGGAGGCUAGCCUGGCGGAAGACUACGAGGGCGGGCCUCGUAUAUGUGCGCUGCCGUACAAUCGGGCCCUGGUGACCUGUGGACCUAGCCCCGACAGAGCACGGGAGCUUCAGCGGAGAGGAAUCUGGGCUCCAGGCCAGACGUCAAACAAUGAGACUGACCAUGUUUCUCCAUCUUGA
Molecule: messenger RNA, 1422 nt
Organism: Cryphonectria parasitica EP155
Lineage: Eukaryota; Fungi; Ascomycota; Sordariomycetes; Diaporthales; Cryphonectriaceae
Exons: 1
Coding region: 1-1422 (473 amino acids)
Source: RefSeq, a predicted model, not a curated record